AAUUUAUGUUAAUGGAACAGUAUACAAACGAAUUGAGCCGUAAAAACAACGUUGCGAAUUUAAACGAAAGUGUUAAGAAAUUGUUUUUAUUAAUUUAUAUAAAUAAGCUAUUUUUUUGCGCAAAAACAGGAUAAUGAGAUUAUUAACAUUGUGUGCAGUAUUGAGUGUGAUACUAGCAGUAUCCUUGGCUAGUCCGGUUAAAAGACAAAUCCGUGAUGUAUCCGAUGAUACAUCGUCUUCGGAAGAGAAAGAAGAGAUCAAAGUGAAUAAUAUUGUGAAGGACAAUAAUGAAGACGGAGACAACAACUCUUCUGGUUCUAGUGAAGAAACGAACAAGAAGCAUAAUAUUGUAAAAGAUGAUCCUCAAGAGGGUAGCAGUUCGGAAGAGGUGGCAGAUAAACCCAAAGAACAUCAUGUUAUAGUAGUGGUUGAUGAUGAUGAAAUUUUGGAUAUUAAGAAGCGACUUAGACGUGCUCUAGAGAGUGAAGAUGGUUACUUGAAACGUUUAGGACGCAGUGCAGAUACUUCGGAAGAGAAUUCUUCUGAAGAGGAGAAAAAGGGUAAAAAACCUGCUGCCAAUGAACAGCAUAAUGAGGCUGGCCAUGAGAAUGCUGCAGGAGCAGAAGAAAAACAUGCUAACGCUCCAGCUGAAAACACAGAUGCAGCACCAGCUGAUAACGCAGAGGCCGCACCAGCUGAAAAACCAGAUACUGCUCCUGCUGAAAAACUAGAUGCAGCUCCUGCUGAAGCUGAAGCUAAACCUGAAGAGGAACACGUUAAAACUGAUGCGGCCAGACGUAGAAGAAGUGUUGAUGCCUCCAGCGAAGAAAAUCAAUCUGAACAGGAACAGGAUGUUAAUGAAGUCUUUAUUUUCAGCAAUGAAAAUCAACAGGAUUCCGAAGAGAAUUUCAAAACUGAUCAAUUGAAAAACAAUGAGUAUGUACUUAUAAAAGUUAAUUAUGAUUUGGAAAAUGUAGAAAAGUCUCUGGAGAAGAAUACUUCAAAUGAGGAUUAUGCCCAAGGAUGUGGAGGCAGCAAUGGUAAUCAAGACGAAGAUUCAAAUGAAAAUUCGAAUGAAGACAAUGAAACCACAAAUAAUGCACGAUAAAUUUUUGAAAUUGUUAAAAACUAUAUAUUUAUAAUUAAAUAAACAAUUAUGUAUAAAUAAGUAAAAUAAAAUAAUUUUUAAAUAAAAUAAAACAUAAAUAAAUUUA
Molecule: messenger RNA, 1214 nt
Organism: Lucilia sericata (common green bottle fly)
Lineage: Eukaryota; Metazoa; Arthropoda; Insecta; Diptera; Calliphoridae
Exons: 2
Coding region: 134-1108 (324 amino acids)
Source: RefSeq, a predicted model, not a curated record